AUGUGGCGAAUAACCUCUAAGUUACUUUGGGCUUUCGACAUACGCGAACCAGUCGACCCCGUCACCGGCAAGACAAUCCCACUCGACCCGACCGCGUACAACCCAGGCAUCACGCAGGCGCCUCUCCCGUUCAAGGUCAGGAUCACUCCUCGUAGCCCUGAGCACGCCGCUGCUCUGCAAAAGGAAUAUCGCGCUGCUCUGGACUUUCUCGCUCCCUUCGAGUCCAACGAAUGA
This is a messenger RNA of Fonsecaea pedrosoi CBS 271.37, 234 nucleotides long. RefSeq lists its product as uncharacterized. The transcript has a single exon. The coding region runs from base 1 to 234 and encodes 77 amino acids. NCBI's taxonomy places the organism in Eukaryota, Fungi, Ascomycota, Eurotiomycetes, Chaetothyriales, Herpotrichiellaceae. The record is from RefSeq and is a predicted model, not a curated record.